AAUUACAAUAAUUACUAAAUCUUAGAAAGACUUUUAAUUUUGAACGUGAACAUAAUAAUCCGAAAGAAGAGGCUGAAAUAGAAGAGAUGGAGAGAGAACCACUUCUAGCGAAGCAAGAAAAACCUUUAUUAGAUACUCAACACAAUUCUAUCCCUUCUUCACUUUUCACGUACUUGUACGUUGGUCACUUUUUCGCCAGAUGGGGUGCCAGGAUGUGGGAAUUCUCUGUUGGUUUAUACAUGAUCAACAUUUGGCCAAACUCUUUACUUUUUGCAGCUAUCUAUGGUGUGGCAGAAGCUUCUUCUACUGUGCUCUUCGGUGCCAUUGUUGGACAAUGGGUGGAUAGGUUGACAUAUGUAAAGGUUCUCCGACUUUGGUUGGUAGCACAAAAUCUCGCUUAUAUAAUUGCUGGAGGCACAGUGAUUGCACUACUGAAAUUUUCAUUCUUGAAGUCCACAAAUUUUACAGCAUUCAUCUUUCUUGUGAUAUUAACCAACAUCUCCGGAGCAAUCGCAGCACUUUCAACCCUCGCUGGUACCAUCUUGAUUGAAAGGGAAUGGGUGGUUGUGAUGUCAGAAGGCCAUCCUCCAGAAACGCUGACAAAGCUGAAUUCAAUUAUCAGGCGAAUUGAUCUAAUAAGCAAGCUAGGAGCCCCUGUAUUAUCUGGCUUUGUUAUCAGCUUUGUGUCACUAACAUCAUCUGCUGUGUCUUUAGCACUGUGGAAUGCUAUUACUAUUUGGGUGGAAUAUUGGCUUUUUAUCUCUGUAUAUAAUGGGAUACCUGCUUUAGGUGAAAGUAGCCAAAGGAGGGUCUCAAGACUUUCACCUAGUGUUGAAGAGACAGAAAGCUUGCUUUCUGAUGAUGGAGGCAAUUCAGCAUUGGCAGAGGAAAGCUGUGUAAUGAGUAUAUUUGGAUGGAUCCCUUGCUUUGAUGCAUGGAAAGUGUAUUGGCAACAAGAUGUUGUGCUACCUGGAUUAGCUCUGGCUUUGCUCUAUUUCACCGUCCUUAGCUUUGGAACUUUGAUGACGGCUACUUUGGAAUGGGAAGGUGUACCUGCUUAUGUUAUAGGGUUAGCACGUGGAGUAAGUGCUGUGAUUGGAAUAGCUGCAACAGUUGUAUACCCAAUAUUACAAUCUCACAUUUCAACACUUAGAACUGGACUCUGGUCUAUCUGGUUUCAGUGGUUCUGCCUUAUACUAUGCGUUGCUUCAAUAUUUGUGCAAAAUGGCCUUUUAUCAGCGUCUAUGCUGAUGGCUGGAGUAGCAACAUCUCGGCUUGGUUUGUGGAUGUUUGACUUAUCUGUCAUCCAACAAAUGCAGGAUCGUGUUCCUGAAUCUGAUCGAGGUGUUGUGGGAGGAGUUCAGAACUCUCUGCAGUCUAUUUUGGAUUUGAUGACUUAUGUCAUGGGAAUAAUUAUCUCCAAUCCACAGGAUUUCUGGCAGUUGACUUUGAUAUCCUUCAUGCUGGUCACAUUGGCUGCAUUGCUCUAUACUGUACAUAUCUACCAUGUCCGGAAGCACCUCUUCCACUUUGAGAAGUUAUUUUCAUGGAUUCAGUGGUCAAUAAGAUCACCUGAAAAGGCUGAAAUGCUUACUUAAGUUGAAAAGGUAGAGGUUCUUACGUCUUAUGAGUCAUGAUAUAAAUGUUUCUCAGUUGGUGACAACAUGUUGUAUCUGCUGGCCUGAGAAAUUGAUUUCACAUUCCUAUGUAAAUAACAUUCUUACAAUCAGUAUGGCUAGAAGUUAAAACGUUUUGUUUUGAGAAAUAAGAUAGGCAAAUCUAAUAA
Messenger RNA from Quercus lobata, 1786 nucleotides. RefSeq names its product solute carrier family 40 member 2-like. Gene Ontology annotation, cellular component: membrane. The transcript has 8 exons. Lineage: Eukaryota; Viridiplantae; Streptophyta; Magnoliopsida; Fagales; Fagaceae. Gene Ontology annotation, molecular function: iron ion transmembrane transporter activity. The record is from RefSeq and is a predicted model, not a curated record. Gene Ontology annotation, biological process: iron ion transmembrane transport. The coding region runs from base 87 to 1598 and encodes 503 amino acids.